UGAGAGAGAGAGUGUGUGUAUCAAUCAACAUGCUGAAGAGUUCAAGUCACCAGCCUGUGAUCAUGGAGAUUACAGUCAUGUCAGCUCAAGGCCUCAAGGACACCAACUCAAGUCUCUUCUCUCAUCGUCUCCGACCCUUCAUCACUCUCAGCACUGUCCCACCAUUCUCGUACAGGCCAGCCACCAAGAGAGAGGAACACAGUCAAGUUUACAAAACCAGGGUGGAUGAUGGAGGAGGUGUUAACCCUUCUUGGGGUGACAAGUUUCAGCUACCAAUUGAUGCCACCUUCUUUUACCAAAGACACUCAUGCAUAUACCUCCAACUAUACACAAAGCAUCUCAUGGUGGGUAAGACAUUUUUGGGUUGGUGUCAGAUUCCGGCUACCGAUGUCGCCGACAGCCUUUUACCAGCAACGUCGGUUCGCCACCUGAGUUACCGGCUACGGGCUAGGGACGGUUCGAGGGGUCAUGGGGUGGUUAAUAUUGCAGUGAAAUUGGAAGGUUUACCUCCGGUGGAAUGCCCUGAACCGAGGAGAAAUUCCUAUACGACACACUCGCCAGAGAUUAGGAUGGGUCAGACAGUCGUCGGUAUUCCGAUGACAAUGUUUCCGGCUAUUGGUGACUGCCCAGUCAUGGGUCACACUCAAUAUCAGUUAGGUGGCUGCGGUGUUGAAAAAAUUACAUGGCCAUGAAUUAAACUAAGAAAUCUGGUUAUUUAUAAGUGGCAAGCAAAGGGUCGACUACUCCCUCAAAUUCAGCAGUUAGCCACCUAAUGAUCAGUUCUUAGCGGGUAUGAGAGAAGAUUGUAUUUUGUUCUAUAUAUUAAUAUGAGUUUGACAAAAACUUCUACCAAGUUAUAUCUAUGUAUUAAUUAGGAUCAAUUAUUGGUAUCUUCCAUUAAAAAAGACUUCAAAUCCUAUCAACAAACGCUUUACAAUUUGAAGGAAAAAAAAAGAAAGAAAUGUGUCACUUGUAAUAGCAUGAAUAGUUAGGUUCGAC
Molecule: messenger RNA, 999 nt
Organism: Ilex paraguariensis (yerba mate)
Lineage: Eukaryota; Viridiplantae; Streptophyta; Magnoliopsida; Aquifoliales; Aquifoliaceae
Source: the annotation of a GenBank genome assembly